UUGGUUUUAACACUAUGGGUGAUCAUUGAGCUGGUUUUUAUUAUGUUUAGCAUGGUCAUAGUCAGGGGCGGACUGACAACUCAUGGGGCCCCCAGGCAAUAGGGGAUCAUGGGGCCCCUGUGUCCUCACCCACACCUAAAAAAGCCUAUGAAAAAUCCAAUGAAAGGUACCAGGGGCAUCUCAUGGGGCCCCCUACUGACCCCGGGCCCUCGGGUAGUGCUCGAGUGCUGGAAU
Staurois parvus is the source of this 234-nucleotide messenger RNA. The record is from the annotation of a GenBank genome assembly. NCBI's taxonomy places the organism in Eukaryota, Metazoa, Chordata, Amphibia, Anura, Ranidae.